This is a messenger RNA of Dimorphilus gyrociliatus, 1537 nucleotides long. The record is from the annotation of a GenBank genome assembly. NCBI's taxonomy places the organism in Eukaryota, Metazoa, Annelida, Polychaeta, Dinophilidae.
AUCGGUGGGUGCGGAGUUAUUAUACACUUCCUUUCCGGAACCAUGUGAGUUGUUUACUUGCAAUAUUUUACUUGAUCGUCUAUAUUUCUUGUAAUAUUAAUGAUACGACUUUAUUGACAGCAUGAAGACAGAAAUAAAAAAUCCUUCUAUGCUUUUAAAGCAAAAUAACCUUGUGAUAUCAGAUGAAGCUGGUGAUGUUCAACAACCUGUUGGUGUUGUCAAAGACACAAAAGGAAGGAUCAAAUCUGGAAGAACAUGGAAAACAUUGAGAGAAGAAAGACAUUCUGCAAUAAAAAAAGUCAAACCUCUGAAAACUUCUUGGGAAAAGAAAAUGGAUUCGAAAAAGACUCACAAAUUUUUUAAAGAAAGAGAGCAAGAAUUGAAAGAGGAACGCGCACAGAGGAUGAAGGAAAAACGUGAGAGAGGUGAACUCAACAGGAAGAGAAGGGAAGAGAAUCAAAGAAAGAGUGAAGUUGUUCAAGUGAUAAAAAAUACAGCCAAAAUAAAAAGAAUGAAGAAGAAGCAACUACGUACUAUUGAGAAAAGGGCUUCCUAAAUGAAAAUGAGCAUGAUAUGACUGCCAGAUACAUAUUGUUGAUUUACGGCUGAGAAUUGACUUUUUUCUUUAUAUACACCUAUAAAUAUUUAUAGGUAUGGGUAUAUGUGUAAAAUAUAAAUUUAAUAAUAAUAUUUUAUGUAAAUACUUUGGCCACUCAAGUAAUUUUUUAAUAAGUAUCAUUUUCAUAGUAAAUCGUACUACAUAUGACUUAAAUAGCUUUAGAUUUACUAUAAAAAAAUUACCAAAAAUAGAUUGGUUACUAUAGAUUAACAAUGGGAAUUAGAAAGAAAUGUUUAUGGCUUUUUGUCAGAGUUAGCUCUGUCUCAUAUUAAAAAGUCUGUCCAAAAUCUAUGUAAAUUACAUUAGAUAGAUUUACAUUGAGCCUCAUACAAUUACUUUAAAAAGCAUAUAGCAUUAUCAUAUAACAUUAUUUCAUCACACAUCAUGUGGAAGACAUAAAGCUAUUCUUCAAUUUACUAGUUGAUUCAUAUUCCUGCUACGAUUAAUAGCUACAAAGAUAAAACUAAUCAGUUUUAUAGGCUAUUUUUAAUUUUUUACUCGGUUUAAAUCAGUUUUAAUGAUGGGCUAUAAUUGAAUUAAUUUCUUAUUAUGAUGCUUUUGCAUUUAAUCAACUUACUUGUAAUUUAAAUAAAAUUUUCUAUAUAAUUUUAUUUCUAAUUGUUUCCCUAACUUAAAAAUUGACAUAUAAAUUUAAAGAAGCAAGACUUAAAAACAUAAACAAAGGAAAUUUAUAGCUGCAGGAUAUUCCCAAGUGGAUUUUUAUAUUUCACUUUCACGUGACUUUUUCAGAAACUAAUACUUAUUUUAACUCCUCUCUAGACAUAUCCGUCACUAAACAUUUGCACCCAACUCGAAGCACUUUUAUUCAUUUGGUGACAGUUUAUUUUUUCGUUAAAAAUAAUCUUGAAUACAAUAAAGAAAAGUCAAUAAUGUCAAAUUUAUUUUAUUAAACUCUAA